Messenger RNA from Daphnia pulicaria, 2701 nucleotides. RefSeq lists its product as uncharacterized. Bases 455 to 2251 code for a protein of 598 amino acids. Gene Ontology annotation, biological process: nucleoside metabolic process. Lineage: Eukaryota; Metazoa; Arthropoda; Branchiopoda; Diplostraca; Daphniidae. The transcript has 10 exons. The record is from RefSeq and is a predicted model, not a curated record. Gene Ontology annotation, molecular function: catalytic activity.
UAACUCCAAAUUCAACGCAGUACGGAUUGGACUGACAGUUAAUGCCCGAGGAUAUUGCCAGAAUUUGAAAGUUUAUGCUAGUCAAUGAGAACAAGGUGAGUCACAUUGUGUUGUGCAAUAGGAUAUAAAUCUCACUUGUAUUUCACGUCACGUUUUGAUCACUGACUGGACGAUCGGUGCUGCGAUUAUUAAUCAAUCUUUGCCUAGCCGCUUUUACACAGUGUAUAUAAGGCUAGACAGUCGCGCCCAGAAAUACCCGGUUGCUAGUGCUCUAUCGUGUGUGGAGAGGGACGAGAAAAAAUCUAUUUCUAGCACGCCUCUUCUUCCCGUGCAGUAAACGAUACGGCAUUUGACUAGUCGAGCUUGAACUUCUGACCAGACUGAUGUUGUGUGUGUGCAUGUGAAAGGGAUAUUUUCAAUCACUCGUCAGUUUUCAACAACCAACAUUCCAAAGAUGCAGGAAACCAGCCAAGAUCAAGAUCAGAUUAUUAUGACACCGGGGAAGAGGACAGCCAAUUCUACCACUAUUGUGGUGGAAAGGCGUCCCAUAGCUAUCAAAGACCAGCAAGAAAAUCUUCAUGUCGCAGGUGGGGCUCACAAAGGGAUUGUUAUUAACAAAAACACUGUGGCCGUUGAAGAUGAUCCAACACCGGCACAACUUUCAUUGGAGUUUUGUGUGUACUUGAUCAGUGCUGCCACAAACAUGCACACCAAGGAAAGUCGACAACUCAGAUUUUGGUUCAAGGAAGUGGUCUCUGAAAGUGAUCAACCAAAGGUGGCUCAAGAAUUCUUCAAACAAUUGGUUGCCCCAUUCGAAUUUCCCAGGGACUAUGUUGGAUUCAUCAAGAAAAUCAUGAAACUGAUGCAACAAGAUUAUCCUACUUUACGAAAGAUUGAAGUAGAACUGAAGCAGCUUGGACAGUCCAGUCAGCCACCACCUGAUGCAGCCAAACAGGGAACUAUACUUUUAUCUGUGGGAAUAAAGGGGAAGCCUAAAAAGGUUAAAGGUAUGAUGGAUCAAGACGUGAGUCUUACCGAAAUUGAAGUCACAUCUUCGCGUUUAUUGGAAAUGAUCGAGUCUGCCUAUCCCAGUCCUCUGUCUGUGUCUGAAAUGGCCAAACAAACGCACAGCGAAAAAAGUAAAGUAUUUUUACUCCUAUCGGAACUUCAAGCAAGUGGCAUGGUGAAAACCGUGAAUGGCAACGAAUCAUUCACCCGCGUAGUGCAAAACGAAAAUAAAGUUAAAGUGGUUAAGCAAAUGCCGAAAAUCGUCAAGGCCAAGCAGCCCACUAUCGCCAUUAUUACUUCUCAGUAUUGCGAGAAACUUGCGGUUGACGCCAUGAUGGAUGACCAAGAAACUUUUGUUCGCUACACGACCGUCGGUGAAUCAAAUAUCUACACGUUGGGUAACAUCGGCCAGCACAGAGUGGUCUGUACAAAACUUCCCACCGUUGGCCACACACGAGAAGCCCUGAUUGCUUCCGGAAGCACAACAACCCGACUUCUGGGGACGUUCCAGGCAGUUGAAUUCGUAAUUCUCGUGGGAUUAGGCGGAGGAGUUCCUCAUUACACGGACCAUGCACGCCACGUUCGCCUUGGUGACGUUGUCGUUUCUUCGCCCAUCCCACCAAACAAAGAUAUAUAUACGUAUUGUGAACUGGAACCAGUUAAAGAAGGGCAGACGCAAAGCACUCCAGUUUAUGAAACGAAAUCCUGGGCCCCGCCAACGCUCCUCCUACAAGAAAUCAGCAGCCGCUUGAAAACACAAGGCGAGGAAAAUCCUAGUCAGGCAGUUUGGAAUGAUUACCUCACAGACGGAAUAAGUAAACUGUCGAAAGAUGGCGUUAACUUUGCUCGUCCUUCAGAAGACACUGAUAAAUUAUACAUGUCUCUUGGAGGAUCUGACGUCAUUGAGGUCACGCAUCCCACUGGCUCUUCUGAAAAUGGGCGCCAGACAGGCAAGCCAGUAAUUCACCUAGGACCGAUAGCUGCUGGCCGUCAAGUGAGCAAGGACGAUCAACUUCGACAGGAUUUUGCCACCCGCUUUGGAAUAUUGGCGUUCGACAUGGAAUACGAUGCAGUCAUUGAAAGCGUUUACGGCAAUCGAAAAGAUUCUUAUUUGAUUGUGCGUGGCAUAGCCGACUACAAAGAUGGCUCAAGGAAAAAGGAAUGGCAACCUUAUGCAUCACUAGCAGCAGCUGCUUUCACAAAAGCUGUCAUUUGUUCAAUGACCCUUUCCAAUGACGACUAAGUUACAUUGUUUGGCCCUACUCAAUUUGCCAAAAUUCUAUUGCCAUUCAGUUGUUCUCUGAAAUUUGGUGUCUCUAUCUCUUCAAAUCAUUUGAUCUGUUUAUUUGUUAAGAUCUGACAUUCACAACCAUACUUUUUAGCCGUUUUUAAAUCGAGUCAUCCAGCUGCUGCAUUUUCCUUUGCUAUUCCCAAAUAACGUCCUAGUCCAUACAACUAUAUUAGACUAAUAGCCAGAACAUAAUAUAUUUGCAUCACGCAAGCUAAUUAUUUUUAGCUAUAUAAUAUCUAGCUACAAAUUGACGAAUCAUCAUUCAUUUUUAAAUGCAAACAUAUUAUAUCCAAAAUACAAAUUAAUGGUAGCUUUUAGGUGGAAUUUAUGAUACGGCCUUUUUUUUCAAAAUCGAAUUCUGUGUAAGAACAGUAUUAUUACAAUACAAUUGCUUCAAGUCUU